UUAACGUUUUGUGUACAAUAUGCAUGUUGGGCCUCUGGUGUGAAGCCGGAGAACCAUGAUGCAGCAGGUUAGCGCAUGUGUUUUCCGGUUUCCGUUUCCUGAUCUCAGCCGCAACAGAGACACGUGGACAGGUAUCCCUUGAUUUGACCCGCCAUGGCAGACACAGAUGAUUUCACCACUGGGGAUGCUGGAGCCUCUAACACUUACCCCAUGCAGUGCAGUGCCCUGCGCAAGAACGGCUUUGUGGUUCUGAAGGGGCGUCCCUGCAAGAUUGUCGAAAUGUCCACCUCAAAGACCGGCAAGCACGGGCACGCCAAGGUCCACAUGGUUGGGAUUGACAUUUUCAGUGGCAAGAAGUAUGAAGAUAUCUGCCCUUCUACCCAUAACAUGGAUGUCCCCAACAUCAAGAGGAAUGACUUCCAGCUGAUCGGGGUCCAAGACGGGUAUCUGUCUCUGCUGGCGGACAACGGGGAUGUCCGCAACGAUCUCAAAGUUCCAGACGGUGACCUUGGCAAAGAGAUGGAACUGAAGUUCGGUAACGGGGAUGAUACUCUGGUCUCUGUGCUGUGUGCAAUGGGGGACGAGUGUGCCGUGGCCCUCAAGGCUAUGUCAAAUAAAUAAGACGAGACUUGGUUCCAAGGCUGAGACUUCUUGUACAACAAAUCUUACAUUUUGGUUCUAAUUCUCACCAAAGCUAUGGCCUUCACAUACAACAACCUCAAAUUGCUUCUCUUGUUUGCUUUUGGUUUUCUCCUCUUUUCCCCUAAAACUUUGCUGAUGGUUUUCACUUGAGGAUUUUAUCAUUAUUCUUUUUUUGACUUCAUUCCUUUUAAUUUUGCUUUCAAGAUGUUAGUCUUGGUACUCACAUUCCUGAAUGUUUAAAAAUUUUGUAAGACAAUUUUUUUAAUUUAUAUAUAUUGACUGAAUAGCUUGCAGAAUUUAUGCCUUUUUGGGGACAAUAUGCAUUUCAGUUUUAGGGGGGGGGGAGGGAGGAAGGAAGGAAGGAGACCUCUGUCCAUGCGGGUCAUUUCCGCUCCCUACAUGGUGCCCGUUGGCAACGGCUAUUAGUACUGAUAGCAUCAUUGAACAGAUUCAUCCAAGGGGAAUGCUAGAAUAUUGGUUUUCAGCACUUAAUAGCAGCCUAUUGGGCACUGCCAAAACAUUUAAUCUCCUAUUUCUGUGACCAUUUUGUUUUUCUUAAAUGCCAGUAUCCUCUUCAAAAGCCAGGAAAGACGUGAUGGCCAUGCACGAUUACCACUGUACAAGACGCCAGAUCAUUGGUCGUCAUUUGGCAACAAUAAAAUAAAAAGAAUGUCGAAGCCUGUAUGGGUCUCAUCUUGGUAGGCUUCCCUGAGUUUUGUGUGGACGCGUUUUGUGUGGACUCAAUCCAGGGGAAGGGGCGUUAAGUUGCAAACCUUUUUUCACCGAGGCCUUUAUCACCAACUGGAGAUGGAGAGAAAAAAGAAAUAAAAUAAAAAAAGUGGGAAAAUAAAAUGGAAAAUCUUUCCAGUUGCUCAUUUCUUUUAUUGUAUUUAUCAUGCAGUUAUAUUAAAAUGACUUGGGUCCCACUCCCCACUUUC
Conger conger (European conger) is the source of this 1580-nucleotide messenger RNA. RefSeq names its product eukaryotic translation initiation factor 5A-1-like. The transcript has 5 exons. NCBI's taxonomy places the organism in Eukaryota, Metazoa, Chordata, Actinopteri, Anguilliformes, Congridae. Gene Ontology annotation, biological process: positive regulation of translational elongation; positive regulation of translational termination. The record is from RefSeq and is a predicted model, not a curated record. The coding region runs from base 154 to 621 and encodes 155 amino acids. Gene Ontology annotation, molecular function: translation elongation factor activity; ribosome binding; RNA binding.